This is a messenger RNA of Caenorhabditis briggsae, 1863 nucleotides long. It is a transcript of the gene Cbr-hex-3, whose product is annotated as Protein CBR-HEX-3. The record is from RefSeq and is a predicted model, not a curated record. Gene Ontology annotation, biological process: carbohydrate metabolic process. The transcript is spliced from 5 exons. Gene Ontology annotation, molecular function: hexosaminidase activity. Bases 1 to 1863 code for a protein of 620 amino acids. Lineage: Eukaryota; Metazoa; Nematoda; Chromadorea; Rhabditida; Rhabditidae.
AUGCUGCGAGGUUUCUUCGGGCGCCGAUCUCGUUCGGCAUGGGUUCGGCUCACAUAUCUCUGCGUUAUUACAAUAAUAUUUCUUUUUGCCUCUUCACAGUUCAAGUCAACAGCUACACAUGCGAGAUUUGUACCGGAAGUGAGACAACCCGCUCAGCCUGUGCAUGCUAUUGCUGUAGCUGCUGACCCUCGACUACGCCCGAAUCCGGAAUCUCUGAAUCCCAACCAGGAUGGAAUUGACCAACCAGACCCGGCUAGAGUGGACUCUCCGGAUGUUCCUCAACACCAAAAUGCACAAUGGGUUACCAGAAAAUUUUUGCAACAACAGAGAACCAGCAAAAAACCAUUUGAAAAUGUUGUAAUCAACGGAGAGAAGUAUCCAAAGCUGACACCCGAUGGAAAAUUCAUCCCACAAAGGCGGAUAAUUCAUUUGGAUCUCAAAGGCGCUGCGUACAAACCUGACUAUUUCGAGGAACUUUUCGCAUUUUUCAAUCGACUUCAAGCUACUGGAAUUCUUUUGGAAUGGGAAGAUAUGUUCCCGUUUAAAGGACGACUUUCUAGUGCUGUUAAUAAAAAUGCAUACAGUAUGGAGACUGUAGAACGUAUUUUGAAAGCAGCUCAAAAGCACCACCUUCAAAUUAUCCCCCUGGUUCAGACUAUGGGUCAUUUGGAAUGGAUUUUGAAGUUGGAACAGUUUGCACAUCUCAGAGAAGACUCACGGUUCCCACAAGUCAUUUGCUUUUCGGAUGAUGACGCAUGGGAUCUUAUAAAGGAGAUGAUUGAAGACGUGGCUGAAGUCCAUAAGAAGUUCGGGAUGCCUUAUUUCCAUAUCGGUGCGGACGAAGCCUUCCAGAUCGGUAUCUGUAAUGCAAGUGUCGCUCGAAUCCAAAAAGAAUUUUCUCGCGAACGUCUCAUGCUGUGGCACAUCGCAAGAACCGCUCGAUUUGUGAAAGAGAAAUAUCCAGAAACCCAAGUUCUUGCAUGGCAUGACAUGAUGGCCAGUGCAAUGGAAUCAGAUAUUGAAGAUUACAAAUUGACAGAGCUUGUUCAGCCUGUUCUGUGGAACUACGCAGAAGACCUUGAUAUUUAUCUCCCCAGAUCGACGUGGAUGCUUCUCAGGAAUUUCGGAAGUGUUUGGGGAAGUUCUGCUUGGAAAGGAGCCGAUGGUCCUGCACGAUAUUCUACGAAUGCCAAUCACUAUGUGAAGAAUCACGAGUCCUGGAUCAAACAGUUAACAAUGGUCUACAAGGAUUUCAAUGUAAUUGAGGGUCUUAUAAUGACUGGCUGGUCUCGAUAUGAUCACUUCGCUGUUCUCGCUGAAACAAUCCCAGUUGCGCUUCCAACUCUUGCAAUCAGUAUGGAAACUAUGCUUGAAGGUCGUCCGCUAUUAGGAAAUCAUCCAAUAACCUUUGAGCUGUUGCAAUGUUCACCACCUCUCGAUCUUGGAUACGUCGCAUCCGGAUGCCGUUUUCCAGGAAGUCGAAUCUACGAACUGAUAAAUGAUAUGUAUCAAAAACAGAUGCAGCUUCGAACAUAUCGACAAGAUGAUUAUGAAGUUAACGGAUGGUUGUCGAGGGUUGCCGAUGAGUAUACUGUGUCUAGUCAUUGGUACAUUGAUAAAAUCGAACAAAUGAUCGAAAUGCACGCCGUCCCACUCGAGCGAAUCGCUGAAGACCUACGAUUUGAGAUGGAUAAAAUAUUCUACAAGGAUACCAUCGACGAAUUCCUAUUCACCUAUCUUGGCGAGGACCUGGAAUGGUUGAACAAAAAACGUGAGACCAUCAAAAAAGUAUCCAAUGCAAAAGCAUUCCCGAAACGACCGUUUGUCGAGUCAGCCAAAUCUAUAGGAACUCAAUGCUCGUAG